AUUUGCGUGUCAGGGUCCCUGUGUCCCCAUGAAACGACGUCGUUCUGAACCACCCAUCUUCAAACCGACAACCUUGUGGACUUUUGGCCACGCAGAUCUCGCUGGGAAAAUCGUCUUCCUCACGCUUCAAAUCCACAGCGUCCAUUCCAAAAUGCAUAUCGUCUCUGACUCUCAUAAUCCAAGCCCAUUUCACCUGUGAAGCUGUUUUCAUCUCUCACUCUGCCAGAGGUCUCUUCCAAUCCCAAUCUCUUUGUACUUUCUUUAAGAUCCCAAACUUCUCUGCAUCCCAUUGAUCGGUCUAUCCAUUUCUUCUAGGGUUUUGAAUCCGUCGCUAUAAUUUCUAUUGUAUCAGUAAUUUGUUUCCAUUUCUGCUAAAUCUAGCCAAAUUAAGUGGAUCAACAGAAUCUUGAGGACCCACGUUUUAGUUUUUGCAAUGACUGGUUUUGAUGCUUCGUUUCCUUUCUAUUUCGCUGCAUUUGUCAAUGCUCUCCAUAUGGUUCUUUGAAUUGGUGAGUGUCCACUCAAUUUAGCAUUGAAUUUGAAAAAAAAAAAAACAAAACAGAAAAAAAAAAAACCUAGAAAACGAUGUCUUCGACUAGAUUUGAUUCGUCGAAGCAGUACUAUGCCACGAGCAGUCUCGUAGUGGGUUACGCGCUGUGUUCAAGCUUGCUUGCUGUGAUAAACAAGAUUGCCAUUACUCAAUUCAACUAUCCUGGCCUUCUGACUGCAUUACAGUAUCUGACUUCAGCGUUAGGUGUUUGGGUUUUGGGAAAAUUGGGGUUUUUGCAUCAUGAUCCGUUCACAUUGGAGAUCGCAAAGAAAUUCUUACCGGCUGCAAUUGUUUUCUACCUUGCGAUCUUUACGAACACAAAUUUGCUUCGCCAUGCCAAUGUUGAUACUUUUAUUGUAUUUCGGUCUUUGACGCCCCUUCUGGUUGCUAUAGCAGAUACGACAUUUAGGAAACAGCCAUGUCCGUCAAAGUUAACUUUCAUGUCGCUAUUGAUCAUUUUGGGUGGUGCUGUUGGGUAUGUAGCCACGGAUUCAGGUUUUACUUUAACCGCGUAUUCAUGGGCAUUUGCAUAUUUGGUGACAAUUACAUCGGAGAUGGUCUAUAUCAAGCAUAUGGUCACAAAUCUUGGUUUGAACACUUGGGGUUUUGUGUUUUACAACAAUUUGCUGUCUUUGAUGAUGGCACCGGUGUUCUGGGUUCUUACGGGAGAGUAUGCUGAUGUGUUUGCUGCUAUGAGAUCGGCUUCUGGGAACUGGAUGGAUUCCAGUGCACUUUUUGCAGUUUCAUUGUCUUGUGUGUUUGGAUUGCUUAUAAGCUUCUUCGGGUUUGCAGCUAGGAAGGCAAUCUCUGCCACAGCAUUUACAGUGACUGGUGUGGUUAAUAAGUUUCUUACAGUUGCUAUCAAUGUGUUGAUUUGGGAUAAGCAUGCUAGUCCAUUUGGGUUGGUUUGCCUCCUCCUCACAAUUGUGGGGGGUGUUCUUUAUCAGCAGUCAGUUACUGGAGCUGGCAGUGCUCCUUCACAGCGUGAUCCCGCUGUGUCUAAACAAACUGACGGUGAGAAUGAUGGUGAUUUUGAUGAUGAGAAUCAAGCAAAAGGAAUAUCGGUGACACCAUAAUGUGGAUGGAUUCACAUGGCCCCAUGCAGAAAGGAUUUGAUUUUCAUUUGAUGUUGGAUGACCCUUUUAACUAUUAUGGAAGGCUUCAAUUUAUCAAGCAUAUUCUGUUUUAACUUUCUUUGAAUCCAUGCCUCUCAAAAUGUCAGGUACAUCAAAGUGUGCAAAGUUUUAACUGCAGCAACUCUUGAUGCUGGCUGAGUUUUUGGACUCAUUUGCUUAGUCUGUGAGGAUGGAAGAGAAAACAGCAAAAUUUUCAAUUAGACAAUGCUGUGUGCUGAGUCAAUCUCUUUUUUUUUUUUUUUUUUUUUUUUUUUUUAUUUUUAUUUUUAUGGCCAGAUGUAAAAUGAAGUAGAAAUUUCGAACAAAAAAGUAUGGCAUUUAUGAACGGGCUGUCUAGUGAAUUCCUCUGCUUUCUGAGAUUAA
This is a messenger RNA of Vitis vinifera (wine grape), 2049 nucleotides long. Its product is annotated as GDP-fucose transporter 1. The transcript is spliced from 2 exons. NCBI's taxonomy places the organism in Eukaryota, Viridiplantae, Streptophyta, Magnoliopsida, Vitales, Vitaceae. Gene Ontology annotation, molecular function: GDP-fucose transmembrane transporter activity; antiporter activity. Gene Ontology annotation, cellular component: Golgi apparatus. The record is from RefSeq and is a predicted model, not a curated record. The coding region runs from base 586 to 1626 and encodes 346 amino acids.